Amphiprion ocellaris (clown anemonefish) is the source of this 1119-nucleotide messenger RNA. RefSeq names its product mitochondrial ribosomal protein L16 (gene mrpl16). Gene Ontology annotation, cellular component: mitochondrial large ribosomal subunit; ribosome. Gene Ontology annotation, biological process: mitochondrial translation. Bases 140 to 916 code for a protein of 258 amino acids. Gene Ontology annotation, molecular function: structural constituent of ribosome; rRNA binding. NCBI's taxonomy places the organism in Eukaryota, Metazoa, Chordata, Actinopteri, Pomacentridae. The record is from RefSeq and is a predicted model, not a curated record. The transcript has 5 exons.
CUCCUCCUCUGACAGGAAGCUCUGCAGUGAUGGCAGCGACCUUGUACACAGCGUGGGGUUCAUAGCGAUUUAAGUCUAAAAUGCUCGUAUAUGAACCACAUAAAGUGACAGUUUGGUGUUUAUAGUGAACAUUAACAUCAUGUUUUCCCUCAUGAAGGCAGCAGUCGGAGGAUUGACCGGAGUCUGCAGAGUCAACGGUCACCAACAAGGUCCUUUGCACUGUCACUUAAAAGUCCUCGUUGCUGGUCUGCAAACAUAUGAAAUCCCACCAGACUACAGUGAUGUUGUGCUGCCAGCGAAGCCCAAACUGAAGUUUGUUAACAAGGUGCCUAACUUAAAAAAGCCCAAGAGAGAACCGAAAAAGCUGCGGGAUAUCCAAGGCCCAACAAGGGGAGCAGAUUCUUUCACUCAAGGACAGUACGGUAUUGUGGCCUUGGGAGGGGGGUACCUCCAUUGGGGUCAUAUAGAGAUGAUGCGUCUAACCAUCAACCGCAAGAUGGAUGCCCGGACAAUGUUUGCCCGGUGGUGCAUCAGUGGCCCGUAUAAGCCCAUCACACGUAAAGGUCUGGGUCAACGCAUGGGAGGCGGCAAAGGAGCCAUCGACCACUAUGUGACACCAGUACGUUACGGUCGUUUAAUCGUGGAGGUGGGAGGAAAGGUGGAGCUGGAGGAGGUUAAGCAUAUCUUGACUGAAGUGGCAAAGAAACUACCGUUCCCUGCCCAGGUAGUGAGCAGAGAGAGCCUAGCAGCCCUGAAAAAGAAGCACGCUGAUAUGGAGCAGAACAACCAGAACCCCUGGACCUUCAAGCAGAUAGUGCAGGGCAACAUGCUGGGUAUCCGGAGGGUGGUCAGCCCCUUCGACGUGCACCACUGUGGACGAUUCUCAGGCAAAUUUCACUUCCCGGGGAGGGUGUGACAGGCCUGAGGGACAGAAUACAGUAUCAUACUGCAGACUACAUCCAGACCGCACCAUUAAAGAGGCAACCAGAAUUUUGAAAGGCGCUAACUUUCAGUCAUGUCUGAAAGUCUUCUUUUGGUUUCUGUUUUUUUAUGCAACCAUAUUUUGACAGUUUGUUCUAUUUCUGCUUAUAAAACUAAUAAACUAGAUUGUGUGUUUCA